This is a messenger RNA of Musa acuminata subsp. malaccensis (wild Malaysian banana), 735 nucleotides long. Its product is annotated as probable WRKY transcription factor 43. Gene Ontology annotation, biological process: regulation of DNA-templated transcription. Gene Ontology annotation, molecular function: sequence-specific DNA binding; DNA-binding transcription factor activity. Lineage: Eukaryota; Viridiplantae; Streptophyta; Magnoliopsida; Zingiberales; Musaceae. The record is from RefSeq and is a predicted model, not a curated record.
GAUGCAGCAGUCUUCGAUGGAGAGCUUGGAGGAUGAAGAACAAGCCCAGCUCGCACCGCCAGCCUCGGGCUCCACUCUGUGUCCUCCUCCUUACGUGGGGCAACCUGCGCCGUUCCCACCUCCGGAGUUGACUUGGGGCGUUGACUUGGGUUCGUUGUUCCAGGUGUUGCAGCAGCAGCAGCAGCAGGCGGCGGCGGCGCCAAUGGCCGUGACGGAGCUGACGGUGGGAAGGGGGAGCGGGAGCGGAGCUGGUGGUGACAGGGAGAAGGGGAAGGGCGGCUCCGGUGGGAGGGAGAAGAAGGUUGGCCGGCCGAGGUUUGCGUUCCAGACGAAGAGCCCGAAUGACAUCCUCGAUGAUGGGUAUCGCUGGCGGAAGUAUGGACAGAAGGCAGUCAAGAACAGUGCAUAUCCCAGAAGCUACUACCGGUGCACCCACCACACGUGCAACGUGAAGAAGCAGGUCCAACGUCUCUCCAAGGACACGAGCAUCGUCGUCACCACGUACGAAGGCAUCCACAACCAUCCCUGCGAGAAGCUAAUGGAGGCUCUCACCCCUCUCCUCAAGCAGAUCCAAUUCCUCACCAGGUUCUGAACCCCAACUGUAAACAUCGAUCGAUAAAAUGUACGCAUGUAUACUCACAUGCUCGCUUACGCUGUGUGCUGUAUAAAUACAUCCCGAACUCCCAACUCAAUGUUUGAUUCGACGAACACAUGAAAUAAUUUCCCAUUUCUGCA